Messenger RNA from Prunus armeniaca (apricot), 375 nucleotides. The record is from the annotation of a GenBank genome assembly. Lineage: Eukaryota; Viridiplantae; Streptophyta; Magnoliopsida; Rosales; Rosaceae.
AUGUUGCAAGGCAAUGUGGCUAGGCACGGGGGUGCCGAAGGCAAAGGGGAUGUUGAAAGCACAAAGCUUGCAUGUUGCAGGGUGAUGUGGCUAGGCACAGGGGCUUGCAUGUUGCAAGGCAAUGUGACUAGGCACAGGGGUGCCAAAGGUAAAAGGGAUGCCGAAGGCAUAAAGCUUGCCUAUCGCAGGGCGAUGUGCCUAGUCACAGGGGUGCCGAAGGUGAAGGGAUGUCGAAGGCGACACAAAGGUUGCAUGUUUCAAGGCAAUGUGGUUAGGCAAGGGGGUGUCAGGGAUGCCGAAGACGCAAAGCUUGCAUGUUGUAGGGCAGUGUGCCUAGGUACGGGGGUGCCGAAGGAGAAGGGAUGCCGAAGGUGA